UUGACAACAUUCGGGGAUUGUGCGGUGGAGAUAUGAUUAGGCAUUUUCACACUUUUUUUUAGAUUUUAUAUUUAGGCCUACUCUAUAAAAUUAAUAGUCUUCAGUAAAUUGUGUACAUUAUUGUAAACACCAGUUGCUUUUUCUAUUAAUCAUCAAUUAUUAUCACGAUAAUAUUAUAAAGAAGAAAUUUAGUAUUUAGUCGAGUACCCACACAGUACACAGUUAUGAGUUACGUAAGAAAAGUUCAAAAGAAAGAGUUUAAAGUUUAAGAUCAAGUAAAGAAUAAUUAGCGAAUGAAGACUUCAUUGAAGUUCCACAAUUCCCGCAAGCAAAACCAAGUUCUAAGCUAAGCCAAAUCACCAAACAAGUAAAGGUAACCAUGAGUCGCAGAGACAGUGAUGGCACUGAGGUUGAUCUCCAUGGUUACUCAGACAACAUCCCCAGUGAAGAAGAGGAGGGCCACUUACAAAAUGAUGAAACAACCCAUCCUCAUGGUUUGACGGUGCGCUAUGUCUACCCACGUCUUAGAUACAGCACCCUGUUUAGGGGGAUUGUGUUGGUUGAUGCCCUCGUUACGGUUGUGUUGUGGUUAACAGGAGGAGAUUCAAAUUACUUCAUCAAUAACAUCAAAAAUUUCAAAUUCUCCCUAUCAGUGUUUGACUUGGCCGUCCUUUCUGUCGUUAAAAUUCCAUUUUAUUUGUUCAUGGUCAGGCAUGCAGAAAAAAAAGCUAUUCGAUUUCUCGAUGCUGCUUACAACCACUCACUCAGGUCAAGAUUUUUAUCCAAUAUUGCCAUGAUCUGUUCAAUCUCCUUCAUCGCCUUUGUGUUCACUGUAGUCAAAGGCAGUCUGAUCUUAGAAAAAAUAUUAUCCGAGGCCGCGACCUACCCUGGUAUGCACAAGACAUAUUAUGCUUGUGUUAUAUGGAGCGCCAGCUGUAGUUUUAUCAUCUUUGUGCUGUCUGUGUCUGCAAAGUGCGGGUUUAAGACACUCCAGGCUCAGCGGGUGAAAAAGUUUUACAACAGGGAGGGCCGAGAGGUGGACAAGGACGGGAAGCCUGUACAGAGAAAAGUGAACCUGUAUAGGCUGGCUCUUCUGGCUAAACCUGAAGCAGGGCUUAUUACCAUUGGUAUGGUGGCUCUAUUGAUGACAACAGCUGUACAAACUGUUGCACCUCUGUUUUUUGGGAAAGUGGUGGAUGCUGCUUUAGAAAGCAUGGAGAGCUUAAACAGAACUGUUUUGAUACUGCUGGUGAUAUACCUAGUGGGCUCUGUAUUUAGCUUGGUGAGAGCCUGGAUAUUUACCCUCGCUGGCCAGCGUCUGGUAGCAAGGCUGCGAUCUCAGUUGUUUGGCUCUGUUGUUGUUCAGGAAAUUGCUUUCUUUGAUGUAAACAGAACAGGAGAGCUGUGUAAUCGUCUUUCAUCAGAUACAACAGUUCUACAAAAUGCUGUCACAGUGAACUUGUCAAUGCUUUGCCGCUACUUGCUCCAGAUCAUUGGAUCACUUGCGCUCAUGUUCUACUUGAAUGCUUCUCUGACUGGGGUGCUCCUGGCUAUUGUUCCUGUGGUCACUCUCAGUGCCAUGCAGUAUGGUAAAUUUGUGAGGAAAAUGCGCAAGUUAUUUCAAGAUCGCCUGGCUGAUGCUGGAACUCAAGCAGAAGAGGCUUUGUCUUCUGUGAGAACUGUCAAGUCUUUUUCUGGUGAGGCCAAGGCUACAUCAGUUUACAGUGACUUUAUUAAUGAGAGCUACAAGAUUGGGAAAAAACUGGCACUUGCCCAAGGCAUCAUGGAUGGCCUGUUCAGCUUCCUAGCAUAUGGGUCCAUGUCAGCUGUUCUGUGGUAUGGUGGGAAACUUGUUUACGACAACUCUAAAGACCCAACCACUGGAAUAACAGCUGGCCUGCUGACCUCAUUUCUUUUGUACACACUACAAGUUGCAAUGGGAUUUGCAUUGUUAUCAUCUCUCUAUGGAGAUUUUAUGCAGGCUGUGGGAGCUUCAAUGCGUAUAUUCACCCUACUGGAUAGAAAGCCUGAGGUCUAUACACCACCAAAUCCUCUGGUAUUGGCUACGUUAACUGGUGAAAUUGAGUUUAAGAAAGUUUCAUUCACUUAUCCCUCUAGACCUGAGGCACAAGUGAUCAAGAAUUUGUCUUUUAAAGUGGAGCCAGGUCAGAUGGUGGCACUAGUAGGGCCCUCUGGUGGUGGCAAAUCAACUGUUGUCAGUUUAAUAGAACGAUUCUAUGACCCUGAUGAUGGAUAUAUUUUAAUGGAUGGUUGUGAUUUAAAACUGCUGGACACCACGUGGUUCCGGCAAAAAAUUUCUAUGGUCAGUCAAGAACCAACUUUAUUUGCUUGCUCCAUCAAAGAAAACAUUGCGUACGGGCGCGCAGCAACAGAUGAAGAGAUUACUGAAGCAGCAAAGCAAGCCAAUGCACAUGACUUUAUCUCCGAGUUUGAAAAAGGCUACGACACCCUGGUCGGUGAGAGGGGUGUCAGGCUGUCGGGUGGCCAAAAACAGAGGAUAGCCAUUGCCAGGGCUCUCAUUAUGAAUCCUACACUUCUGCUACUAGAUGAGGCAACAAGUGCUUUAGAUGCUGAAAGUGAACACCUGGUCCAAGAGGCCGUGGAUAGGGCUAUGAAGGGUCGCACUGUUAUUGUUAUAGCUCACAGACUCUCCACUGUCAGGAAUGCUCACAAGGUCAUUGUGAUAGACAAGGGUCAGAUUGCAGAAAUGGGAACACACAGCGAGCUACUGGCCAAACAUGGGGUGUACAAGAAACUUGUGUUACGGCAGCUGACCGCUGGCUACCCAGUGGACCAAGGAACAGACAGGAACGGCUUAACGUCGCCACAAUUAGGGCACAAUAUCAACGGGAACAGUUUUUAUGUCAACGAGGGACUCACCCCCGACGAGAUGGACAACAGUGAUGAUGAAAACCUCAUAGAUUUGAAAUGAUCCACAACUGAUCGGACAUAGCUAAAGCUUUUAUAUUCCAUCAUUUUGUUCACAAGUUAAAAAUUCUAGAUUCAAUUGUGAUUUUUUCUUUUCUUUUUCAUUUACCGAAUAGGGCAAAGCAUAAUAUAUUUAAUUGACUAUGUAAAUAAUACUUAUGUUUUUAACAAGUCAUCUGCAGUAUGUUCAAUACAGUUUAUUCUAUAGUGCAAUUCUGGUUUAAACUGCCAGCAACAAUAGAGUUCAAAUGUUUACUAGCUCAGGUGAUUGAGAGUGAUAUUAACUGUUGUAAUAUGUAUGUUGUCUUUCUAUGUACAUUUGUAUCUUCAAAUAUAAUAGGAAUUUAAAAAAAUGAAACAGCUGCUGUCAAAAAAUGAAUCAAACUUUGUAAAUAGAACUCUAAUGAAAAUUCUGUCUCCUUACUUUGAUGUGUCAUUUUGAUUUGAUUUUUAAUUUAAGGCUUAAGUCAAUUGUAAACUUAAUGAGUAAUUUAAUGAGUAAUUAGUUAUAAUUUUUAUUGAAAUAACCAGUGGAGAAUGGCAUGAUUAAUGAGCACAUGAUUUCUAACCUGAAUGCUUAAUAUAUUGUUUUCUGGACUUGACCCCCAUCAGAUGUCCCUGUUAAACCACUUAACCUGAUUCAAUUAGUAAAGAUUCCUCAACAUAAAGGGGUAAUGUGUUCAGCACUAACCUGAUUCACUAAAUGGAAAGUAAAGGCAGCUGCUCAUAGUCCUGACCACACAUCCCUCUUCAUAUUUCAGAGAUUAAAGAAAGAGAUAGAACUCUAUUUACAUUGUCUUUUGGAAUCUCUGGUCUGUAAAGAGUCCCUAUUUUAAACCAAUGGGCCUAUUUGAGUUUCAAGUUCCUUUUCAUGUAUUUUAAACAAGUGACCAUCCAUCUCUAAGAACAAUAAAUAUUUACACAUUUUUAAAAUGAAGUAGUAACAAAGCUACAUAAAUAUCUGUUUGUUAGUUAGAACACUGUUAUUUUUACCCUCUCAUCAACAUCAAAGUUUUGUAUCGCCAAAUAAAAUGACAA
This is a messenger RNA of Physella acuta, 3987 nucleotides long. RefSeq lists its product as uncharacterized. Gene Ontology annotation, cellular component: mitochondrial inner membrane. Lineage: Eukaryota; Metazoa; Mollusca; Gastropoda; Physidae. Gene Ontology annotation, molecular function: ATP binding; ATP hydrolysis activity; ABC-type oligopeptide transporter activity. The record is from RefSeq and is a predicted model, not a curated record. Gene Ontology annotation, biological process: oligopeptide export from mitochondrion.